This is a messenger RNA of Penaeus indicus, 828 nucleotides long. RefSeq lists its product as uncharacterized. NCBI's taxonomy places the organism in Eukaryota, Metazoa, Arthropoda, Malacostraca, Decapoda, Penaeidae. The coding region runs from base 1 to 828 and encodes 275 amino acids. The record is from RefSeq and is a predicted model, not a curated record. The transcript has 5 exons.
AUGGCGAACCGGAAUCCUCUUGAGUCGGCCACAGUAGAAGAAAACUGGAGGGCACUGAAGAUAGCCGCCAUGGACUCAGCAGCCGUAGGGACCAUCGGGGAAGGAAAACACCAGGAAAAGGAAACAUGGAGAAUGGACAUGGAAGAGGGCGAGAUGAUGAUAUACAAGGUGGCCAGACAAAGAGCAAGACAAAAUGUGAGAGAAGUUAGUGUGAUCAAAGACAAGAAUGGAGUACUGGUAACAGAUGAGCAGAGGAUAAAACCGAGAUGUGGUAUUAAGCCGCUGGAACAUGGAACAAAGGUCUUAGAGAUGAUCAUAGAGAAGAGACCACGCAGGCUUAUUAUCACCGAUGACACGCAGUCCGGUUUUUCUCAAGGAAAAGGAACAAUGGAUGCUGUGUUCAUCAUCAAGCAGCUGCAGGAAAAACAUCUUGAAGUAGAUAAAGACUUAUACUUCACCUUUGUGGACCAAUUCAACUACCUAGGAGUAACAGUGUCCGAGAAAGGUACCUUAGACUCAGCAAUAAAAGCAAGAGUGACCGCAGCAUGGACAACAUGGAGAGAGCUGUCUGGUGUCACCAGUGAUAGGAAAAUGCCAAGAAAGUUGAAGAUUAAGGGGUACAGCACCAUAAUAAAACCUGUCCUACUAUAUGGUGCAGAAUCGUGGACAAUGCGUGCCAAAGAUGAAAAAAUACUCGAGAUAACGGGGAUGAGAAAAAUAAAAGGAGUUACACUGAGGGACCGGAAAAGAAGUGAGCGUGCCAGGAAGGAGUUAGUUGUAAUAGAUAUCAAAGAACAAAGAUCAGAAUGCGAUGGUAUGAUCAUGUGA